GGGCCGGUGUGUCGCAGCCCGGCGAGCCACCUGGAGUUCCACGGGUUUCCCUGGUCCUCUGCCCUGAGAAGCGGACGCCUUCUCGGCCUGAUGUGAGGGCGGCCCCUGGGCGCGCGCGGGAAGAUUGUCUGCAAGCGCCGGCUCCACGCAGCCCUUCGGGGCAGUCGCAGCAGUUACCAACUAACUCUGCGGCGGCACCACGGCCUUCAAGUGGUUCCACUGCUGCUACCCGUGCCCGCAGGGCCUCUCCGUGAAGAAAGCGGGCUCACGUUACCUUCCCUCCCCGCCGCUGCAGAUGUCACCAGGAUCCUCUCGGUCGCCUCGCUGCCCACCUUCCGCACAGGCUGCAGUUGCGCGGCCAAGCCAUUGCGCGGCGAUAGUGAGCGGCCCUGUGGCAUCUCCAGCGCGUGACCUAGAGCAGCGUCGUCGCCGGAAAGUGACGUAAGGCCCAGCGCUGUCGCGGGGCCGUGACGCAUGACCGCGUGGCGUCACGCGCCCGCAGCUGCUUAGUUCUGGUGCGGGGUCUGGAAGGGAGGUCAUGGGUCCUGGCGCGCAGCUACCCCCCGAAAUCCAGCUGGCGCAGCGCCUGGCGGGCAACGAGCAGGUGACCCGGGACCGGGCGGUGCGGAAGCUCCGGAAGUACAUUGUCGCCAGGACCCAGCGGGCCACAGGUGGCUUCACACAUGAUGAGCUGCUGAAGAUCUGGAAAGGACUGUUCUACUGCAUGUGGAUGCAGGACAAGCUGCUCCUGCAGGAGGAACUAGGGCGGACCAUCUCCCGGCUCAUCCAUGCUUUUCAGACCACAGAGGCACAGCGCCUGUUCCUACAGACUUUCUGGCAGACCAUGGUCCGAGAGUGGCCCGGCAUCGACCGGCUGCGCCUGGACAAGUUCUACCUGCUCAUGCGGAUGGUGCUGAACGAGUCCCUGCAGGCCGUGAGGAUGCGAGGCUGGGAAGAAAGGGACAUCGAGCAGCUACUGGAGUUGCUGACAACCGAGAUCCUGCACGAGGACAGCCAGGCUCCCAAUGGUGUGAAGAGCCAUUUCCUUGAGGUCUUCCUGGAGGAGCUGACCAAAGUGGGCGCCACAGAGCUCACGGCUGACCAGAACCUGCGGUUCGUGGAGCCCUUCUGUGGGAUCGCCGCCCACACCAAGGACUCCCUGGUCCUGCACAACAUCACUCGAGGCAUCUUCGAGGCGAUCGUGGAGCAGGCCCCCUUCGCCAUCGAAGACCUCCUGAAGGAGCUGGAUGCGCAGGAAGGAGAAGGGGAGGCAUCAGACGGUGAUGAGUCAGAUGGUGAUGGUGAAGAGGAGUCGGCGGAGGAGGGCCAGGAGCACCACCAGCUACCCCAGAAGCUGCUGGCAGGCUCCUCAGGGCAGGCGGGAGAGGACGAGGACAGCACCGGCCCCGUCCUCCAGUUUGACUACAAGGCCAUUGCAGACAGACUGUUCGAGGUGGCCAGUCAGCAGAGCACCCCCUCUCAGAACAGGAAGUGCCUCUACAAGGUCAUCCGCAAAUUGCAGGACCUGGCUAGAGGUCACUUCCCUGAGGAUGAAGUUCCCGAGAAGGCCUACAGGCAUCUGCUGGAGGGGAGGCGGGUGCGGAAGGGGAAGCGACGCUGGCUGCAGCGGCAAGCACGGAAUCUGAGAGGGGACAAUGAGGAGAAGACGGCACACAGUCCAGACCUGAGCCCGGGAGGCGAGAGGAAGAAGAGCAGGAGACCCAAGAGGCCUGGCUCUGGGCUGCACAGGGCAGCCAAGGGCAGGAGAGGACCCUGCGGAAGGCGGUGGCGGCGGCGGCCUGGGCAGGCACCUGGUGCCCGAGCAGAGGCAGCUGGCGCCCAGGGACCAGAGAGGAAGAAGAGACAGCCGCCAGAGAGCGGGUAGUGAUGUGACUAGGCAAGGACAGGCAGGGGCCAGGUGGUCCCCAUGGGAUCUGAGGCAGGACCCUGGGUGUGGCCAGGUCCUGAGCACCUAGGUUCCUGGACAGAGGGUGGCUGCAGGGCUGCCAUUUGCACUGUUGUCCUGAGUCUGGAAUCCAAGCCUGGAGAUCUGGAGCUCUGAUGCAGGAGGUUAACGUGGAAUAAAACACUGUAGGCUCCCCGAGGGCCCUCCGCAUUGCA
This is a messenger RNA of Cavia porcellus (domestic guinea pig), 2121 nucleotides long. RefSeq names its product ribosomal RNA processing 1 (gene Rrp1). Bases 539 to 1885 code for a protein of 448 amino acids. NCBI's taxonomy places the organism in Eukaryota, Metazoa, Chordata, Mammalia, Rodentia, Caviidae. The transcript has 13 exons. Gene Ontology annotation, biological process: rRNA processing. The record is from RefSeq and is a predicted model, not a curated record. Gene Ontology annotation, cellular component: preribosome, small subunit precursor; nucleus.